Molecule: messenger RNA, 907 nt
Organism: Oreochromis niloticus (Nile tilapia)
Lineage: Eukaryota; Metazoa; Chordata; Actinopteri; Cichliformes; Cichlidae
Gene: rsl24d1
Product: ribosomal L24 domain containing 1
Exons: 6
Coding region: 78-572 (164 amino acids)
Biological process (GO): ribosomal large subunit biogenesis
Cellular component (GO): nucleolus
Molecular function (GO): structural constituent of ribosome
Source: RefSeq, a predicted model, not a curated record
GGCAACAAAAAGAAGCAGAAGAAGAGGGAACGGUCUUGUUUUUGUCAGCUGCCACACGCAGCACUCCUGAUGCGAAAAUGCGCAUCGAAAAGUGUUAUUUUUGCUCGGGACCAGUGUACCCCGGACAUGGGGUGAUGUUUGUACGGAACGACUGUAAGACAUUCAGAUUCUGCAAAUCAAAAUGCCACAAGAACUUCAAGAAGAAGCGCAACCCAAGAAAGACAAGAUGGACCAAAGCAUUCAGAAAGGCAUCAGGAAAGGAGCUGACAGUGGAUAACUCUUUGGAGUUUGAGAAACGCAGAAAUAUUCCUGUUAAAUAUAACAGGGAGCUUUGGGAUAAGACAGUGGAAGCAAUGAAGAAAGUGAGCGAAAUAAAACAUAAACGACAGGCAAGAUUUAUCAUGAACAGAUUAAAGAAGGGCAAAGAGCUGGAGAAAGAAGAGGCCAUCAACGAAGUCAAGAAAAACAUUCACCUCAUCAAAGCACCACAUGCAGGAAAAGCCAAACAGUUGGAAGACAAAAUGGUGCAGAAGUUGCAAGAAGAUGUGGACAUGCGGGAGGAGGAUGAUUAAUCUUCUGUUGGUUUUUUUUUCAUUUUUUUUUUUUUCAUUAAACUUUAUUGUACAUUUGUUUGGAAAUUUAAGUUUCCAAAUAGCAGUUGUUGUGCCGAGUAAAGCAUUUGGCUUUAAAUUGCUGUGAAGGGUUUGAACGUAUUGACUUAAUAAAGGCCCAACUUCAAAGCAGCAGCCAUUAACUGCACUUUUCCCAGUUGUUCUGUUUUGUUUUUCACUGUGUGGUAUUUGGAGCAGUGAAGAAAUGGAUUUAACCCUGUUGCAAAGUCUAAUGUAUUACAGUUGUUCUGAAAAUUUUAAGAUUGCCGAUAUAUUAAAAAGCAUCUUUUCUGGAA